AGUGUGGAACAUUUAUUUACUGCUUAGUUUUCGCACCGCGGUCUGCAGAAGCAAUCCGACAUGCCCGUGAACCUCGUACUAGAGAACUACAUCGGCGGGAAGUUCGUGCCCUGCUCCAGGCACGUGGACUCGUACGACCCGUCCACCGGAGAGCUGUACUGCAGAGUCCCGGACAGCGGCGUGGAUGAGGUGGAGGCAGCAGUGAAGGCUGCUAAAGAAGCGUUUCCUGGUUGGUCAGCUACGAGUCCAGCGGAAAGAGCUCGGCUUCUGAAUAAACUUGCUGAUCUGAUAGAGGCUCGUCUGGAGGAAUUCGCACAGGCAGAGUCUAAAGAUCAGGGGAAGACGAUAAGCUUUGCCCGAAAUGUCGACAUCCAGCGUGCCGUGUACAACUUCCGAUUCUUUGCUUCGUCCGUCCAGCACCACACGACCGACUGCAGUCAGAUGGACCACAUGGGCUGCAUCAGUUACACUGUGCGCAGCCCUGUAGGAGUGGCUGGUCUGAUCAGUCCUUGGAACCUGCCUUUGUAUCUGCUGACCUGGAAGAUUGCUCCUGCUGUAGCUACAGGGAACACGGUGGUGGCCAAACCCAGUGAGUUGACCUCAGUCACUGCCUGGAUGAUGUGCAAGCUGCUGGAGGAGGCUGGUUUUCCUCCAGGAGUUGUGAAUGUAGUGUUCGGCACAGGUCCACGUGCAGGUGACGCCCUCGUGUCACACCCGGACGUGCCAUUAAUUUCGUUCACAGGCAGCACAGCUACAGCGCGAGUAAUAACAGAGCGCAGUGCCCCCUACUGCAAGAAACUCUCCCUGGAGCUCGGGGGUAAAAACCCGGCUGUCGUGUUCGCCGAUGCUGACUUGGAACAGUGCAUCAGCACCACCGUGCGCUCCAGUUUCUCCAAUCAGGGUGAGAUUUGUCUCUGCACCAGCAGGAUCUUUGUGGAGCGAAGCAUUUACCCAGAUUUCCUUGCGAAGUUUGUCGAGGCGGCUCGCCAGUGGAAAACCGGCGUGCCCUCUGACCCCUCGAACAACAACGGAGCCCUUGUGAGCAAGGAACACUUACAGAAGGUGCGGGGUUAUGUGUCUCUGGCUGUGUCUGAAGGAGCUCAGGUGCACUGUGGAGAGGGAGUCGACGUUCUCAGCCUCCCGCCUCGCAACGCAUCCGGAUACUUCAUGCUGCCUACGGUGAUCACCGGCGUGGCCGACUCCUCUGCGGUCAUGCAAGAGGAGAUCUUCGGCCCUGUCACCUGUGUGACGCCUUUCGAUACAGAAGAGGAAGUGAUAUCACGGGCUAACGGCGUGCGCUACGGUCUGUCCGCCGUGGUGUGGUCCAGAGACGUAGGACGUGUCCACAGAGUGGCUCAGCGGCUGCAGGCGGGGUUAGUGUGGACCAACUGCUGGCUCGUCCGAGACUUAAACCUGCCGUUCGGCGGAAUGAAGAGCUCAGGCAUCGGGAGAGAAGGAGGGAAAGAUUCCUACCACUUCUUCACUGAGGUUAAAACGAUUACUGUAAAGCACUGACAGGAUGCAGGUUAACACACUAACAUUUAAGUGCCUUAACUCACCUUAAAUCAGACAUUAUUUUCACAACCUUCCUGCCUUAAAUAAUGUCACCAUUUUAUGUCUUUGACCUUUUCAGACAAAUCCGUUUCGAUGGUUUCAUUUGCGACUGUUUAAAUAAACAUUGCAGUGAUCGAA
Tachysurus fulvidraco (yellow catfish) is the source of this 1692-nucleotide messenger RNA. RefSeq names its product aldehyde dehydrogenase 8 family, member A1 (gene aldh8a1). The coding region runs from base 61 to 1515 and encodes 484 amino acids. The record is from RefSeq and is a predicted model, not a curated record. Gene Ontology annotation, biological process: retinoic acid metabolic process. The transcript is spliced from 7 exons. Gene Ontology annotation, molecular function: retinal dehydrogenase (NAD+) activity. Lineage: Eukaryota; Metazoa; Chordata; Actinopteri; Siluriformes; Bagridae.